GCUCCAGCACAGAAGUCGCGAGCCAGAUAGUCAGGGGAUCCAAAAUCGAAUUCCACCUACGCCUACUGUCUCUCCCACCAAACAUUUCCGUCUACCCCUUUUAUCGUGCCAGCACCCGCCCUGGAAUCGCCCGUCGUCUUUGACCCCUCCAGCGACAUUUUUACAAAGAGCUACUUUCAGCAGCAUUUAUCCCAUAUGGCUUCUUCCUUCCGAGCAUUCCUGAACAGUCCAGUUGGUCCAAAAACAACUCACUUUUGGGGGCCCGUUGCCAAUUGGGGAUUUGUUCUUGCUGGAUUGGUGGACAUGAAGAAGCCCCCAGAAAUGAUUUCCGGCAACAUGACAACAGCAAUGUGCAUCUAUUCUGCAUUGUUCAUGAGGUUUGCAUGGAUGGUACAGCCACGAAACCAUCUACUGCUGGCAUGCCAUGUUUCAAACGAGACAGUACAGCUCUACCAACUUUCCCGUUGGGCUAGAGCUCAGGGGUAUUUGUCAGAGAAGAAAGAGGAAGCCUCAUCUCAGUAAAGUAGCUUCCCUUCCCAGCUGCCUUUCUUUCCUUUCCGUGCUUCAGUGAUUUUUGUUGUGAUCCCUUGAGAAUGUAAUAUGAACUUACCCGAUAAAGAAUUGCU
Durio zibethinus is the source of this 626-nucleotide messenger RNA. Its product is annotated as mitochondrial pyruvate carrier 1-like. The record is from RefSeq and is a predicted model, not a curated record. Gene Ontology annotation, biological process: pyruvate import into mitochondria. NCBI's taxonomy places the organism in Eukaryota, Viridiplantae, Streptophyta, Magnoliopsida, Malvales, Malvaceae. Gene Ontology annotation, cellular component: mitochondrial inner membrane.